Molecule: messenger RNA, 895 nt
Organism: Salvia miltiorrhiza (redroot sage)
Lineage: Eukaryota; Viridiplantae; Streptophyta; Magnoliopsida; Lamiales; Lamiaceae
Product: 40S ribosomal protein S15-4
Exons: 4
Coding region: 152-607 (151 amino acids)
Biological process (GO): ribosomal small subunit assembly; translation
Cellular component (GO): ribosome; cytosolic small ribosomal subunit
Molecular function (GO): RNA binding; structural constituent of ribosome
Source: RefSeq, a predicted model, not a curated record
AAAGCCCAUUAUCAGUAUUCCGCCCUAACCCUCACAUAUAAAUAUCACUCUCCCACCAUUCUCUCUCCCAAUUACUGUCAGAAACCCUAGCUGCGGAGCUCACACUAGCACACACCUUCACGCCGUAGUUCAGCAAUCUCCACCGGCAACCAUGGCGGACGUCGACCCCGAGGUAGCGGCUGGGCAGCCGAAGAAGAGAACAUUCAAGAAGUUCAGCUUCCGCGGCGUUGAUCUCGAUGCUCUGCUUGAUAUGUCGACUGAUGAGCUCGUCAAGCUUUUCAAUGCCCGCGCCAGAAGACGCUUCCAGAGAGGUUUGAAGAGGAAGCCCAUGGCCUUGAUCAAGAAGUUGCGCAAGGCUAAACGUGAAGCCCCAGCAGGUGAGAAGCCCGCUCUAGUCCGAACCCACCUGAGGAACAUGAUCAUUGUUCCUGAGAUGAUAGGAAGUGUUCUCGGAGUGUACAAUGGAAAGACCUUCAACCCUGUUGAAAUUAAGCCCGAAAUGAUUGGGCAUUACCUUGCUGAGUUCUCUAUCUCAUACAAACCAGUCAAGCAUGGUAGGCCUGGUAUUGGUGCCACCCACUCCUCCCGUUUCAUUCCUCUGAAGUAAGAACUCUGCAUGGUGGACGGGCAACCAGAGACUCGAGUGCUUGUGCAUUGGCUAGGUUAGCUACUUGGGUCCCUGUUAAGAGGUCUAUGAGGGAAGUCGUCUUCAUGUUGGAAAGGAAAAAUAUUUGCAUUUCUGAAGUUUUGGUGUUGUGGUUCUAUUAGUUACUUUUCUUAGCUCUGCUACAAAUCUAGUAAAAGACUCUUUAUCUACUGGAUCUUUAUGCAGAUUUUUGCAUAUUGGAUAAUUAUUUUGUUCGACUUUUGUUGAAAGAAGUUUACAUUUCAAUUA